Cuscuta epithymum is the source of this 855-nucleotide messenger RNA. Lineage: Eukaryota; Viridiplantae; Streptophyta; Magnoliopsida; Solanales; Convolvulaceae. The record is from the annotation of a GenBank genome assembly.
ACAAAGUUUUGUGUGAAAGUUAGCACCUUAGUUGGACCAUCUAGUUUAUUUUGACCCGUUUACAAAUCAACCCAAGUUAACCUUGGCCCAGUCUGAUUACAAAAGCCCUAAUCUGCCCUAUAUUUUUAUUUCCCGUCCGGAGUAAGCUCAGCACACAUUGAGCGCUUGUAGCUGCCGGCACCAUCCCUGCCCUAAACACCAUCAUUUUGCAGGUCAUCUCACCUAGCCCGUAAAGGGAAAGAGACAUGAAGUUCAUCGCUGCAUACUUGUUGGCUGUGCUCGGAGGCAAAACCAGCCCUUCCGCCGGUGACAUCAAGAAAAUCCUUUCUUCUGUUGGUGCCGAGGCCGAUGAUAGUAAGCUUGAGCUGCUCUUGUCUCAAGUUGAGGGGAAAGAUAUCACUGAGUUGAUUGCAGCUGGAAGGGAGAAAUUAGCUUCCGUACCAAGCGGUGGUGGUGGUGGUGUGGCAGCUGUUGCUGCUGCACCUUCCAGUGGCGGUGGGGCUGCCCCAGCUGCUGAAGAGAAGAAAAAGGAAGAGAAGGUUGAAGAUGAAUCCGAAGAGGAGAUGGGCUUUGAUCUUUUUGGAGGAGAUGAUUAGAUUUGUUUUACUUCUAUAUGUUUGUUUGGAUAAUACUAUCAAGUUUUAGCACCCCUUCCUGUUGUUGACUCUAUAAUGAAGAAUAGCUGAAUCAUGAACCUGACAUCUCCAUCUUCAUUACCCUUUCAAGCCUAUUUUUGAAAACAAUUUUUAUUAGAGUUUCAAACCAUAUUGUGUAUUUGAGUUUCAGUGAUUCUGCUGGCAUUAUUUACCGAUUUAUUCUCUUGCCAUCAAUAAGAGCGGUGUAGGACUUGUUGUG